This is a messenger RNA of Aspergillus candidus, 1678 nucleotides long. Its product is annotated as proteasome regulatory particle lid subunit RPN5. NCBI's taxonomy places the organism in Eukaryota, Fungi, Ascomycota, Eurotiomycetes, Eurotiales, Aspergillaceae. Bases 154 to 1623 code for a protein of 489 amino acids. The transcript is spliced from 5 exons. The record is from RefSeq and is a predicted model, not a curated record. Gene Ontology annotation, cellular component: cytoplasm; nuclear proteasome complex; proteasome regulatory particle, lid subcomplex.
AUCCACUCUCCCUCCCUUCGACAGCCCCCACCGUCUGAAUCAUUUCAAUCUUUCGCAUUUAGGGUGUAUCGUGCAUCGUCGACAUAGAUUUCGAAGUCAUCGACCCUUCACUCAUUUGUUCCCCUCGAGCCCGUUACCGCCUGCAACGUCAUCAUGGCCGACGGAAGCGUGUUGAAGGCCGAGAAGGACUACAGCAAGGAUGCCGACAAGCUGAUUCCGGAGGCGGAGCAGUUGGCAAAGACCGAUGUGCAGGGUGCCAUCGAUAAACUCUUGGUUCUGGAGAAACAAGCGCGACAGGCCUCGGAUCUGCCGACCACCUCCCGCCUGCUUAUCACCAUCGUCACACUGAGCAAGAACUCCGGCGACUGGGGUCUUCUCAACGACCAGGUCCUCCUCCUCUCCAAGAAACAUGCCCAGCUGAAGCAGGCGAUUACGCGAAUGGUCCAGGUGGUGAUGGGAUUCCUGGAGGAGACGCCCAACCUGGAUGUGAAGCUGUCUGUCAUUCAAACCCUGCGGACAGUGACGGAAGGGAAGAUCUUCGUUGAAGUCGAGAGAGCCCGCGUGACCCGCAUCCUAUCGAACAUCAAAAAGACCCAAGGCGAUAUCAACGCGGCGGCCGACAUCCUGUGCGAGUUGCAGGUGGAGACAUUCGGGUCGAUGACCCGACGGGAGAAGACGGAGUUCAUUUUGGAACAGGUGGCGCUGUGCAUAGAGCGGGGUGACUGGACGCAAGCCACCAUCUUGAGUCGCAAGAUCAACAGACGGUACUUUGCGCGCAAGCCCAAGAAGAGCGCCGAGGAGAUCGAGAAGCGGAGGAAGGAGGCUGAGGAGCGCGAGAAGACUCGGGCACCGGACGAGGCUCCUAUGGAGGUUGAUGACGACGUGACCGACCUCAAGCUCCGCUACUUUGAGCAACAGAUCAUCCUCGCCAACCACGACUACAAGUACCUGGAAGUGUGCAAACACUACCGAGAGGUCCUGGACACGGAGUCGGUCCAGGACAACCCGGAGCAGCUGCGAGCGGUACUGGCCCGGAUCGUAUAUUACAUCACCCUGGCUCCAUAUGACAACGAACAGUCGGAUCUGCUGCACCGCAUCCUGCAGGACACUCGGCUGUCGACAGUCCCGGCCGAAGCGCGACUGAUCAAGCUCUUCACGACGCCCGAACUGAUGCGCUGGCCGAUCGUGGCCAAGCAAUUCGGGCCGCACCUGUGCGAGACGGAUGUCUUCAGCCCGGAAGCCAGCCAGUCGAGCGAGGACCAGUCGUUCCAGCGGUGGCAGGACCUGAAGAAGCGGGUGAUCGAGCACAACGUGCGCGUGGUGGCCAAGUAUUACACUCGCAUCCAGAUGGGCCGGCUGACGGAGCUGCUGGACCUGACGGAGGAGGAGACGGAGAAGUACAUCAGCGACCUGGUGACGCUCAAGACGAUCUACGCGAAGAUCGACCGCCCGGCGCGACUAGUCAGCUUCUCCAAGCCGCGCGAUGCGGACGAUGUCUUGAACGAAUGGAGCAGCGACAUGAAGAGCCUGCUGGGGCUGCUGGAGCGGAUCGACCAUUUGAUCACGAAGGAGGAGAUGAUGGCUCGAAUCCUUCCGACCCGGGAGAAGAGCAAGGCUCGUUAGAUAGAGCGCCGAGCAGGCGGGUACAAGUAAACGACAGUAGAACAGGAUAAUGGAA